UUACGGAAGCGGGUGAAAACGGUGAAGAAAGCAAACGAAGCAAAGUGCACGGUAUCGAAUACAGCAGGCAGCAGCAGCUCAUCAUCAAAACACAUAAAUAAAACAGGAGGGGGAGGCGAAAAAAACGAAUAAACACCAAACACCAUAGUGAUUCUCUGCCCGUGCACGUACGGACCGAAGUAAAUCGACAAUUGGUCGCUAUUGCUCCAAAUGCUGCAAACGUACGGUUGGUGUGAUGAAAUUGUAGAAAGAGCUACCAAUAUUGUGCUGCCAGUUCUGUCGAUCAGGAGCGACCAGCACCCCUGCGAAUCAAACCGUCCUGCAGCUGUGCAUCUGUUUGUGGUAGUGUUGGUGGUGGUGCAUCGGGAAAAUUGCGUCGUAUUACGUGCACUGCUGGUGGAAGCGUUUGAUGGGCUUGUGGCACCGAAGGGAGCGAGGAAGUACGCCACCGGAAGCGAAAAAGCUCGGUGCUCUCACAACAAAGGGCGAACGUCAUCAUCGAUCCGCGGACAGCGGUGCGAACAGCCGUGAGGUGAAAGUGGUGACCGAAUCGCGUUCCAAUCAAGGGCAUUGGCGACGUGCUGCUGUUGCUGCUGCUGUGUGCGAUACCAGCGUGAUGAGCCCAAACUGGGGCCAGCUGCCAGCCCUUGCAAUAACGAACGUUUUCCAGCACUUGGACCAUCCGGAUCGGUUGAACGCGUCCACGGUAUGCUGGCACUGGCGGUCGGUGAUUUUUCAACCAAGAUUCUUUAAACGCAUCCAGUUCGAUGUUGCCCGUGAGCAGAACAAAAAGAAUAGCUUCUUUUUGCAAAAGCUGGCUCAUAUCGUAAGCGAAGUGAAGAUUACAUUCGAUUCCUGCAAUCUAUACGACGUUGAGUUGACAACGGAAAUUCUCUACAAACUUGGCAAAAGUGCCCGUUUGCUCAACCUCUCCAUAUUACCGAAAUUCGCAACCCUCGUUACACCGGGUCGUUUCUAUUCCGAGGAGGAAUGGAACUAUAUUCUCAAACUCUUUGUUCAGCCACUGAGAGCACUGCUUAACCGCAAGAAUCCUCCACUCCGUGCAUUGGAUUUGGGUUGUUCCGAAAUUCUUGCGCUUCAUGCAUCGGACUUUCUGAAUUGCACUUCGAAACCGCAGUAUCUGGAACGGCUUGCGUUCGCUACCGUCAAGCAGGAUCCCGGCCACUAUCCGCUUGGUUUGAUAGAACCACCGCUGUUUGAGAAGUGUACGUCGUUGCGUGUGCUCACGCUCGACUAUGACAGUUUGUGUGAUGAGUUGCUGCAAACGCUGCAACUGCUACCGUUGCGACAGCUUAUCGUACACGUGCACGGUAUCGAUGAGGACCAUUUUGGGCUGUCCGAGGACGCGUGGGCAAACUUUCGCAGCAAGAAUCCUGACACCGAGCUGCAUCUAACGUUGGUGUGUGCGUACGAGGCGGUGGAUAUACUGCACACCCACAUUCUCCGCCCAUCGAUGCCGCUAACUCAUCUGAAGGUGUUGUUCUGCGAGAAGAUUAAUUGUGAAGCGUUGGAAUAUCUUUCGCGCCAUUACAAGGACACCCUUCGUAGCUUGAUCUGGGUCGAUUCUAUGCGCAUCGAGGAAUAUCGCAAUAUCAUGGAAUUAGUGAUGCGCACAGAACAAGACCCACUCGUUAUGAUGGCAUGGCGGUGCAAGAAGCUGCAAGAACUCAUCGUCCACGGUUACGUACUUGAUCCGCACAAUCUUGUCGGUGUGGCACGCUUGCGCGGCCGCGAUCUCAACGUACUGGAAGUAUCCGGUAUCCAUCUGUCCAUCCCAUCCGUAAUGGUGACACCAUUUGUAGAGGAAAUUAGUGCCCAACUUGGCAAAAAAUGGUGUCCUUUGGAUGCAAAAACGCUUCCACCUGCACUCCGAUUUUAUCCCGUUUCGGAUGAGGUACGUGAUCAGUGCAUCCUUAAGUAUAUUCGCAAGGAUGUAAUGGAGUAAGUGGACCCAGUGCCGGACUGUUCGGCGUAAACAUCGCUGUGUGUAGUGUAUUUGUUUACAUUCUACUAUAUUUUUGAUUGUGACGAAGAUCGUUCAAAUUUAAUGAGGUUAUAAUGAGAAUUCUGAAGCACACACAUGCACUUAUAAAAGCGUGUAACGUUUGCACGUUCAUAAGCAAAAGUUUGUCAAGUAAGACAUGAACAAAUCGUGCAGAAAACGUAAUUUAAUAAUACACUUCUCGCUCCCAUACAAUAUUCGAACAAUACGAUGUGCCACCACCGCAAAAUGGAAUCAUUUUUGUUCCAAUAGUCAAUUGCGUUCGUUUGUUUGUGACUUAGGUACAUACAAGAUUGCCGUAUGGAAAGGCAGAAAAAGUAGCAAGUACUAGUGUUCGAAGAUCGAAGUGCUAUCGCAAAUCACAAACGUGAACAAAAGGGCGUGUAGAAGGAAAAGAGAUGAAAAUAUUACAACAACACAAACCACCUGCAGAAGCGGUACGGGUUGAAUGAAGAACAAGUGAACCAACGCGCUACAGCUGUAAUACCAGCAUGGAAGACUGAGAGCUUUAAAAACCACCUAGAGAAGUUGUACGAUCGAGUAGUAUUCACACCAUCGCAAAGCGCAUAGCGCGAAGGAAAAGGUUUAGCAAUUAAUCAACAAGCAAAUCCAUUAAUGCAAACUACUGUGGUGUUAGCAAGAGAAGAUUAAUAUCGGUUUUGGGGUCAUAUAUUUUUGUUUUAACUUUGUUCCCUAAAAUGAACUUUUUUCGUUUCGUCCCUACACGGUAAUGCGUACGAAUCAUCUGUAAGCAGAAGAAAGGGAAAUUUACACAUAGAAAUAGUAAAGGGGUUUAUUUAUACACACGAAUAUAUUUUAGUAAAUCAACUAGAGCUAAGGAAAACAUACGGGAAAAGUCCACUUUGUGGAGAUUAAGGACAGUGAGCACUCAUUUACGAUCACGAUUCUGACGUGCACAUAUCCACGAAAAGUCAAAUAGCAGACUUGAUAAGCAAUCCAGAUCUCUCGGUACAUAACAUUCAAAGACGACCCUGUGAAAGUGCGUCCCAAGUAGGUCAGCGAAACGCCCAUUGGACGGACAUUGUUCCCUGACGUUGAGAGUUUAUUCGAAAUCGAGGCAAACGUUGAGAAGAAAACCGAAAAGAUUUAACCAGUUCGACUGCAAUCUUGCCAUUUUAUUUUGGGGGGAGGUGUCGAAAACCCGCAAACAUACCAACAACGCAUAACAAGGAACGAACAACACAAACCGCAACCAAUCUGUGAUGAUAAUUACCACUCUUGUGUUACUUAGAAAAAGGAAACGAAAAGCAGCCGCAAGCAACGGUGCGUGCUCGGAACAAAAAGGGGAUGCACUAAAUUACACCAAAAUCGUUUCAGCGUAUUUAUGCACAGUUUGGUGCGUAUUUCGUCUAGUGUGCUAAUGUGUACACCGCACUUACAACGGAAAUGCAGCGGAUUUAUGUUGCGCAAAAAAGUACCUUAUUUAUUGUAGCAUAUAUUAUUUGUUGUUAGAUUGUUUUUGUUGUGUAGAGAUGCGUACCUCCAAACCCGGAAAGCAUCAAGUUCACGUCUUGUGCAUACGCAGACCACAUUUGUCUGCGGCUCUUUUAUGUAGCAGAAACUUGUCGGAAAAAAAUCCGCGUUGGCGACAAAGAAUCUCGAGCAAUAAGUUAAUGAGACAAAACCAUGGUAUCUCUAGCUUAACGGGCCUUGUAAAGCAAACCCGCAUAUAUAAACCCUGUCUUAAACGGAGGAACCAUGCUCAGUUAAAGGCAUUUGUAAAGGGAGGACAGUAAAAAAGCCGUUUUCUUUUGACAUUUUCAGUCAUACGAACGACACUUCACCGCAAAAAGCCGCCUCAAUUGUUUAUAAUGCGCGAUACUUAUAUUUGUUACGUACCAUUUGCGUUGCGUUGCCUAAAUUGUAGUCAAAAUUAAUUAAUCAGCUAGACAUGAUCAAACCUCGACUAAAAACACAGCUUUUGAAGUAAUCAGUGCAAAUGGCGAUUAGGAAAGGAAAUGAAAUAACUAAAUUCUUCAACUGAAGCAUACGUGUACAGAUGAUAAAGAUAAACUAAUCAAUCAGAAACAACAAACCAAUCAACCAGUAAAACGGAUAAUGGUUUUACGUGAGAUGUUACACAGAUAGUACUAUCGAAAGAGGUCAAAUUCCCAAUGGCAGGAAAGCAAAAGCACGCAAAGGAAAACCUUUCUGACACUGCAUACAACAAUAAUAAUACAACUUAAACUGAAUGGAACUUAAACACCUCACAAUGUAUAUGAUGGUCUGUAACAUGCAACGGAAGGGAAGUUAGUAUCUUACAAGGCUAGCUGGCUGGCAUACAAGAAAAACAAAACAUAUUUAACAAGCAAACAUCAUUGCAAACAAUCUCAACCGACUGGUAGAAGAAUACAAACCAAAAUCCAAAUUAAUUAGCUAAAGCAAAAAGGAAACAACAUAAACCGUCCUUUACAAACAAACAAACAAAUUAAAAGAGGAAAAUGAUCGAGUAGACAACAAGACUAGCAAGAAUAAUGUGCAAAGUUGAAACGUGACGUUAACAAAUUGCUAUAAAACAAAAACAUUACGCGAGAAUUGAGAAGGUAUGAUUAAUAUCGACAUGGUGAUCGAAGUGCAGGCUUAAUUUAAAGACAAACAGAUCAUGGUCAUGCACAACUGCUGUAAUACAAGAAGAUGAUUGUUUGCAACAACAACAAAAAAGUAACUCAAAAUAGAUCAUUUUAUAGAAGAAGCAAAAGACAAAGGAGAAGAAGGGAACAAAACACUGUCUGUUAAAACAAAGUGUGCCUAAAAUUCGAAGCAAACGAUAAGUAUAGUGCAUGUAAUAAAAACGGCGAGCUGCCACUGAAAAGAGAGAGAGAGAGAGAUAGAGAGAGAGAGAGUGAAAGAGAGAGAGAGAGAGAGAGAGAGAGAGAGAGAGAGAGUAAUAAGCAUAAAGGAGAUGUGUUGAUCAGGUCGUGGUUGUUCCGCAGGAUCAGAACAACCUAGUUGGAACAGGCACAGGAACAAAUUCCGAGAGAUCUAAAAGCAGAAGGUAGCCAGGUUAGGAAGCUCUACAAAAUACAAGAGUAACUACGUUCACUAUAAUAGUUGAACAGUUUAUGUUUUUUUGUUGAGGAACAACAGUACCAAUCAAGAUAAAACAACCAAGGCGUGUGUAACGAAAGAUGUAGCAAAGUGAAGCAAACAACAGCACAUACAAAAGCAACAAACAACUCCUUUAUAUGAAAACAAAAAAGAAACCUACAUCUGUGAUACUAUCAAGGCGGAAGAGAAAGACCGAAAACGAUUAAAAAAAAAAAACAAAUCGAGCACACAAUAUAGCAGAAAUAAAAAAAACUUUUGUGCGAAUAAAAAGGAAUUAAAAGAAAACGUAAAGAAAGAUACAAAUUAUUUCAGUGCAAUCAAAAGAGACGAAACGUUCUCAAUAAUAAGCAAGUGCCAGCAGAAAAACAUGCGAUGGUCGAGUGUACUAUGAGGCAGAAGGAAUUAAACAGCAAAACUCAGCUGCAGUGUCAUUAAGAAAAUGAAAAUAAUGCUUGGCCGCGUAAAAGAAAUAACCAUAAAACCUCAAAUGAAACGAACAUCCAUCACUCUCGUGAGGUGAACGUUAGGGAACUGAGGAACGACGCAAGUAACCCGAAGUCCGAAAUAUGCAACCCAAAUAGUAAUAUAUCUGUCGGGAUACGUUUUACAGCUAACAUGCUCAAAUUGGUAUAAAAACCACCUGAGAAGAUGGUCGUUAAAUUUUCUUUACUACACGAAAACUUUCUUUCCUUUCGGAAGAACUAUGGAACAGAUUAAAAAAUAGAUUUAUUUUAUGACAAAACAUAUAGCUAAAUUAUACAUAUUGUGCCACCGAGAGAAUGGACAGUCUUGAACAAGGACAGAGCAGUUUUGAGUUAUAAUUUAAUUUGCCUUGCAAGCGAUUCGUUACUUCACAAAGAACAGAAAGUGCUGUAAUAUAUUUAAAACAAACGAUUUAAAAAUCGAGAUAGAAAAACAUAAGACAACAAACAACUUCCGUAAGUGUGAAAGAGAAGAAGAAACAAUAGUAAUAAAAACACCAAACACAAAAAUUACAGCAAAAUAUUACAAAACAACAACAACUAGUGAGAUUAGCAAACGAAAACAAUUCAAUACGAAGUAGUGAAAAGCGCGAAAAGGUGUUCCCGCGUGUUCCAUAAACGUAUCAUCGUAACAUCGAACACAUGAAGACAAUUGAUGAGGUAGUGUAGGUACAACUUGAUGAAAACGCAAACAAAUAUCAAACGAAAUGAAGCGAACAUGCUUAAGAUAUAGAACUUACAGUGGAUUAGGUAAAUUGUCACCAAUUUUAAUAACAGAUGCAAAACAGGUGCAAAUCGUUUUUAUUCCAUAUAUGAAGGGAUGAGUUACAAAAAGGAUUGAUUUAAUAUCGUGUAGAAGGGUUGUAAAGUUGAUGAAGCAUGACAUAACUAUACGGUCCAGGAUAAAACCUUGACUGGAUCCGUGCUCAAUACUACGUAAAAUCGACGAUAGCUAAUGAUGGAUUAAAGAUCACUAUAAAAAGCCGACCAAGAAGAAUGGAGAGUGUAUAAUAAGAUCUGACAAUGUGUGAAUGAAACAACUAUUAAGUAAACUGAACAACACAAAACUCGAUAACAUGAGAUGAUUCCAUAUCCAGCACGAUGCAAUAAAAGCAGAUUUUAAGCUUCAGCGAAUAGCUGCCAACGUGAGUCACAAGAAUCAA
This is a messenger RNA of Anopheles moucheti, 6737 nucleotides long. RefSeq names its product F-box only protein 33. NCBI's taxonomy places the organism in Eukaryota, Metazoa, Arthropoda, Insecta, Diptera, Culicidae. The transcript is spliced from 8 exons. Gene Ontology annotation, molecular function: protein binding. Gene Ontology annotation, biological process: positive regulation of protein ubiquitination; SCF-dependent proteasomal ubiquitin-dependent protein catabolic process. Gene Ontology annotation, cellular component: SCF ubiquitin ligase complex. The coding region runs from base 410 to 1966 and encodes 518 amino acids. The record is from RefSeq and is a predicted model, not a curated record.